AUGAGUUGUAUUGAAUGUGGUAAAGCUUUUACAUUUGCUAAUUCUCCUUGCAGGCAUGAAAGAAGCCAUACUGGAGAGGAACCUUCUGUAUAUACUCAAUGUGUUAAAGUCUUUGCUAUGAGUUUUCUUCAAAGGCAGGGAAGAGCACAUACUAGAGAGAAACCCUAUGUAUGUAAUCAGUGUGGAAAAGCCUUUGUAUAUUCCAGUAGUAUUCAAAGACAUAAAACAACACAUACUGGAGAGAAACCCUAUGAAUGUAAUGAAUGUGGUAAAGCCUUUGGACAAAAGCGUCAUCUUCAAAGACAUAUAAGAACCCAUACUGGAGAGAAACCCCAUAAAUGUAAUCUGUGUGGUAAAGCCUUUGGACAAAAAGAAUAUCUUAAAAUGCAUAAAAGAACACAUACUGGAGAGAAACCCUAUGAAUGUAAUCAAUGUGGUAAAGCCUUUGGACAAAAAGAAUAUCUUAAAAUGCAUGAAAGAACACAUACUGGAGAGAAACCCUAUAACUGUAUUCAAUGUGGUAGAGCAUUCUCUACACAGAAAAGUCUCCAAAUACAUAUAAGAACCCAUACUGGAGAGAAACCCCAUAAAUGUAAUCUGUGUGGUAAAGCCUUUACACAACGUGGUACUCUUAAAAUGCAUAAAACAACACAUACUGGAGAGAAACCCUAUGAAUGUAAUCAAUGUGGUAAAGCCUUUGGACAAAAGCGUCAUCUUCAAAAACAUAAAAGAACACAUACUGGAGAGAAACCCUAUGAAUGUAAUCAAUGUGGUAAAAUCUUUGUAUAUGCUAGUAGUCUUCGAAACCAUUUGAAAAAAUCAUUCUGCAAAGAAACCUUAUAAAUGU
This is a messenger RNA of Onychomys torridus (southern grasshopper mouse), 847 nucleotides long. RefSeq names its product zinc finger protein 239-like. Gene Ontology annotation, molecular function: DNA-binding transcription factor activity, RNA polymerase II-specific; RNA polymerase II cis-regulatory region sequence-specific DNA binding. Lineage: Eukaryota; Metazoa; Chordata; Mammalia; Rodentia; Cricetidae. Gene Ontology annotation, biological process: regulation of transcription by RNA polymerase II. The record is from RefSeq and is a predicted model, not a curated record.